Dreissena polymorpha is the source of this 704-nucleotide messenger RNA. Its product is annotated as C-type lectin BfL-2-like. Gene Ontology annotation, molecular function: signaling receptor activity. NCBI's taxonomy places the organism in Eukaryota, Metazoa, Mollusca, Bivalvia, Myida, Dreissenidae. The record is from RefSeq and is a predicted model, not a curated record. The coding region runs from base 3 to 704 and encodes 233 amino acids. The transcript is spliced from 4 exons.
UAAUGGAAAUCAAGGUUUGUGUCAUAUUUGUUUCGCUGGUAAUCGGUGUCAACUGCAAUCAAAGGAAUGUUCAGUUUGCAGAGGAUACUGCUCUUUCGGGCUUCAAAUGUUCAGCUACGGAACAAAUUGGCGAUGUAAUUCUGGCACAGUCUAUUCUGAUGUGCACUCGCGUAUGCGCUAGAACCGACGGCUGCAAGUCGGUAUUUUACAAACAUUCUGAAUGCGUUAGAUGCCGUUCUCGAUACAGGAAGGCUGGCGAUGCAAGGCUGAUGCCUAUGGCGGGAAGUGUCAGCUACAGAACCGUUGUGCGCUGUAAUCCGGGAUGGCUGUCGCUCCUGGACUCGUGCUAUCUGUGGAAUUCGUCCACACUGAUGACCUUUAAUCAAACAAAGGAUUAUUGCUCGAGUCUUGGUGUUAGUGCGCACGUCCUGUAUAUUGAUUCGGCCGAGGAAAAAGAUGUCGCUUCAAACUUCCUGCCAGAAAUUGCCGUAUCUGACAGAAAGGCUUGGAUAGGCAUCCAGUUGAAAAAUAAAACGUGGAUCUCGUCCAUUGACGGCAAAUUGGUUGCGUACUUUAAUUGGGCGUUGGGUGAGCCGGAAAAUUUCGGAGAAGAUUGCGCUUUCACGAGUGGACCUGCCCUAUGGCGAUGGGGAGAUGCUACGUGUACCGGUCUAAGACAGGUCGUCUGUGAAAGAGACAUGUAG